AAAUAAUUUGUGGAUGUAAUCUGAUGGUUAUCACAGAUAAUGAGAUAGUAUGAAUCAGGUUUGGAGCAGGUGGGAUGGACUUUGCACAAAAGCGUUUAACACGUGAACUGAAACUCUUACAAUCAGACCCUCCCGCUGGGAUUGUGCUUGAUACUGAUAGCGUGACAUGUGUCACUAACUGCUGGACAAUCAUGAUCAAUGGAGCUAAGAACACUGUAUUUGCUGGGGAGGAGUUUAAACUCCAAAUCAAAUUCACACCCAGAUACCCAUUUGAAGCACCCAUAGUAAUGUUUAUAGGUGACCCUCCAAUGCACCCUCAUGUCUACAGUAACGGACACAUCUGUCUGUCCAUCUUGACGGAGGAUUGGUCCCCAGCUCUCAGUAUUGAAACCAUCUGUCUCUCAAUACUCAGCAUGCUCUCCAGCUGCACUGAAAAGGGGCGACCGCCUGGCAAUGAUUUUUACGUUCAGACUUGUCACAAGGACCCGAGGAAGACUCAGUGGUGGUAUCACGACGAUAAAGUGUGAAGAUGGAUUACUGCAAACGAACAAUGCUGACAACCAAAUACUUGAAAUUCGCCGUCAACUCUGUCUCAUUAAAUGACGAUAUAAUUUAAGUUAUUAUGUUUUCUCUCACUUUGCCGAGCACUGAGUAGUGUUAUCAAAAAAACUGUUUUAUUUAUGAAUCUCUAUUUUUGGAUGCAAUUCUAUCAUUGUUUGCAAUUACUUAUCUAUAAAUAAUGCGAAAUAUUUUUACAUACGUGAUAUGCAGUGGACGAUGUAUGUAGUGCAGGUGGCACGUUUUUCUUUGCCCUUUUUCUCGUGGCAAAUGAUACGUACGUACUACACAUAACAGGGGUUUGGGUUAUAAUUACAAUUCUUUGUUAUCUAUGCAUUUUAUUUUGUGUAUAUUACCUUAAAA
Messenger RNA from Bolinopsis microptera, 921 nucleotides. Its product is annotated as probable ubiquitin-conjugating enzyme E2 W-A. The coding region runs from base 75 to 527 and encodes 150 amino acids. NCBI's taxonomy places the organism in Eukaryota, Metazoa, Ctenophora, Tentaculata, Lobata, Bolinopsidae. The transcript has 6 exons. The record is from RefSeq and is a predicted model, not a curated record.